UUCUUCUAAUUCUCAGUCCCACCUUAAAUCCAGCAGUAGAUUGGGACGAACGUCAGCCCUUCACCCACACAGUUUUUAAUGGUAUGCAGGAUGUGACAACAGCCAUAAUACAGCGUAUACAACUGUCUGAUUGCAUAACUUCAGGGCGUGUGAUAUAGUGGUGGGAGUGCAAAUCUCGGCAAUUCAACUUUAUACGCUUUUAUACUUUUAUAUCACUCUCUCACUCUCUCUGUUCGGCUAUAACUCCCAGUCUGGACUGUGAGCUGCUGCAGGGCUGUGUGAGAUUGAGUGGCUCUACACCGCGGAGAUGUUGACUCUGCUGGCCGUCUGUGGAGCUCUGCUCGCCGGGUAUCUGCUGCUCUGGGUGACGGUGCUCCGGAUGCCGCGGUGUAAAAGCAAGGUCCAGCUGCACGGAAAGACGGUGGUGAUCACCGGUUCAAACACUGGAAUUGGGAAAGCCACAGCUCUGAAUCUCGCCAAACGAGGAGCGAGAGUGAUCCUGGCCUGCAGAGACCAGCGGAGAGCUGAAGCUGCUGUGAGCGAUAUAAAGAAGGAAACUGGAAACAAUGAGGUUCUGUAUAUGCAUCUGGACCUUGCAGAUCUUCAGUCCGUGCGAACAUUUGCUGAGAACUUCCUCAAAACAGAGGCCAGACUGGACAUACUCAUCAACAAUGCUGGACUUGUGGUAAAAGGAAGGACGAAGGAAGGUUUUGGAAUGAUCUUUGGCGUCAAUCACCUCGGUCACUUCUUGCUGACCCUUCUAUUGCUGGACCGACUGAAGGAGGGCGGUCCCAGUAGAGUGAUCAAUGUAUCCUCAGAUGGUCAAAAGCUUGGGAAAAUCGACUUUGACUGCAUCAACACCCACAAAAGGCUGCGCACCGGAGAAUCUGCUUUGGCUCUGUUAUUGAAUUACUGUGACAGCAAGCUCUGCAAUGUUCUAUUCACCCACGAGCUGGCCAAGAGACUCCAGGGCACAAACGUCACCUGCUACAGUCUUCAUCCAGGGGCUAUAAAAACUGAGAUAGGUCGUCAAGCCAACAUAUGGUGGAAGAUGGUCCUGAGCCCCAUCACCUUCUUGUUCUUUCUGGAUGUGGAGUCAGGAGCCCAGACAUCUCUGUACUGUGCUCUGCAGGAGGGAAUCGAGCCCCUGAGCGGACGCUUCUUCUCCAAAUGCGCUGUGAGGAACGUCUCGGCCAAGGCCAAAGACGACGCAGCUGCCAAGAAGCUUUGGGAACUGAGCGAAAGAAUGUGUGGCCUAGCUUGACCUGAUUUGAAUGUGUGGAUUUGUACUGUACAUAGUGUUUUAAUCAAAUACCAUUUCUAACAUAUUGGUUCCUAACUUGUUCUGUCAGUUUUCUAAUCAUUAAGCUAUGUGUGGCAAUUGUGAGAAGAGCAUGUGAGGGAAGGGCGUGGUGCAGUGUAGUGGGGUGAGGUGAGGUAUGUCUCUUUUUGUGCCUUGGAGCUGUUGAGUAUGUGUUCUUUCAUGAAGAUGCAUGUGUGAGGAGUUAAAGGCCUAUAGCUAACAAUGUCCCACUCCACCCAGGCAGGGCGUGAAUGUUUCAAUAGUCUAUUACAGCUUUUAAAUGCUACUAAAUAUAGUACAUGUGUUUGUCUUUUAGCAAGCUUCUCUGAGAUGACUUUACAUUACAUUACAUUACAUUUGGUGACGCUUUGGUCCAAAGCGAAUUACAAAUAAUGAUAGAUACAUUUAAUAAUAGAGGUCAUAGAAUUUCAAGACAAAAAACAUUUUUGACAGAGCUUAAAGAAGGCCAAAGGUGAAUAGUUGGAUGGAGGAGGAAAGGAGAGGAAGAAGGAAACGAGGUAAGAAGUAGUUAGUUUUUUAGAGGUGUUAGGAGAGUUGGUGAUUUUUGAAGAGCUCUGUCUUCAGGAGUUUCUUAAAGAUAGUGAGAGGGAUGCUCCUGAUCUGGUAGUGGAAGGUAGUUUGUUCCACCAUUGGGGAACACUGUAUGAAAACAGUCUGGAUUGUUUUGUGUGAACGUUUGGCCUUUGGCCUGGUGGUUACGUAAGCCUUUAGGAACGAGUGCAGGUAGAAAGGAGCCUGUUCUGUCAUCACCUUGUUGGCAAUUGUAAGAGCUUUGAAUUUCAUGCGAGCAGAUUUACUGAACAGAAGGCAAAAGGCUAAAUCAUAUCAAAGUUACAUUGUUUUUAUUUAAUAAAAAUAUUUUUUAAAACAUUUUUGCUGAUUCCUAGCUGUUACCCACAAAUCAAAAUGAAGAUCUUCAGUAUUGCAUGAAUGGACAGUUUUUUGGGGUAUUUUUUCGCAUUAAUGACAAAAAAGCUCAAAAACUUUACCUAUAACCCUUAGUUAACCAUAUUUUCUGUGUGUAUUAGACUGUUAAACAAAUUUACCUUACAGGUAACUUUGUAAAGAGGCCACUGUUAUAGAAUAAUAAAUACAUUUUAAGGAA
This is a messenger RNA of Astyanax mexicanus (Mexican tetra), 2429 nucleotides long. It is a transcript of the gene dhrs13a.1, whose product is annotated as dehydrogenase/reductase (SDR family) member 13a, tandem duplicate 1. Bases 308 to 1264 code for a protein of 318 amino acids. The transcript is spliced from 5 exons. Lineage: Eukaryota; Metazoa; Chordata; Actinopteri; Characiformes; Acestrorhamphidae. The record is from RefSeq and is a predicted model, not a curated record.